UUAUAGAAAUCGCAAUCGUGUGGUUGUGGCAACGUUUGGUGACGUUUAGCCAGCAGCUUGAAACGCGCGACGGUGGCCAGCUUCAUGUUUACGGCCCACCAGUUCAGUGUUGUGAAGAGACUCUGGGCGAGAAAAGCCUCCGCGCUUCGGCUAAACAACGGCAUACGCGCAAACUUGUUUUCUAAAUCAAGCGCAACCCGAAACAUGUUUGAUACGGUUUGGAAGAAGGUGAAGAUUGUUUGUGAGCGUGUGUUGAGGUUUUAACGCCAACAAAAACAGAGCAGUGGUAAAGUGCAAUUGUCGGCUUUCUGGUGAAAUGGAAAGCGCUAGCGUAAGUGUAACGACGCGCGUUGGAGAGAUCUGGAGCAAGGUGAAGCAAUUCAUCACCAUCGAACCGGUGAUCGUUUUCUACAUCUUCGGGGUGGUUUGCGGCACAGCGUUUAAGGUGUUCGAGUACGAAAAGGCGUGCGCUACCAAGCUCGGUGUUGACCUGCGGGUCUGUGAGUAUUUUGUUGAGCUGGAAGAUGAUGACAUAUGCUCCGAGCCAGACGAUACAAACCGAACGCUUGCCGGUGUGGCGAACUUUAGCGAGUUUCGAAGUUUGGUUUGCGAAGCGCAACAACAAUCUACGAACGCGGUUGUUUUUUUGAACUCGUACCGUAGCAUCAUUGUGGGUAUUGUGCAAGCUGUGGUGCUGCUGUUUGCUGGCAGUUGGAGCGAUCGUGUUGGGCUGAGAAAACCCUGCAUUCUGGUGCCGAUUGCUGCGGAUAUCGUGGCAUUUAGUUUUUACAUCGUGAGUGCCAUAUUUAUGCGCGAAAUACCGCUGGAAGUUGCAGGAAUUGUACCGAACCUAAUAAUUGCAUUUAGUGGAGGUGUACCGUUGGUAGUCACCGGCAUCUACAGCUAUCUGACCGUGUGUACGGAUGAGAAAGAUCGCACGUUUCGGUUUGCUUGUACCGCGGUUGUGUACGCCACCGUACCGAUCGUGGCCAACUUCUUCAGUGGACAUCUGUUCAAGUACUUUGGAUUUAUAAAACUUUGUGCACUGUGUAUUGUGACUGACAGUAUCGGUCUGCUGUACGGGUUGUUUGUCCUGAAGGAACCGGCCGCGCUUAAAGCCACCAACCAGAGUAAUGAGGCGGAUGUUAAGCUGUCCAAACCAACCGUGCGCCAGCUGUUUGACGUUGGGUUGGUGGUGGAUUGCGUGAAAGUGUUUCUCAAAAAGCGGGACUUCAAUUGCCGGAACAUCCUGUACCUGACCGUGCUGGCGUACUUCAUCAACUAUGGCGCCAUCGGUGACGGGGAAUCGGCCGCCAUCCUGGCGUACGUCCAGUUCAACUGGAUAACCAAUCUCGGCACCUGGAUAUCGUACGAUCUGCUAACGACCAUGCUGGGAACGCUUUUGGCCAUGGGUGUGCUGAGCAAACGGCUCGGCGUUUCGGACGCGAUGAUUUGUGUGUUUUCCGUGUGCUUCUCGCUGGUGGGAAAACCGAUCAUGGCCGUUGCUGUCUCGACCAUGAAACCAUACCUGUACUACGUCGCCACCUCGAUCGAUGUGUUCGAGGGUAGCAAAAUGAUCGCAAUCCGGAGCAUCGUAUCGAAGCUGGUUGGCCAGGAUGAGAUUGGAAAAAUGCUGUCCAUACUGGGAAUUGUGGAUUCUGCUCAGGUUGCCAUCUAUCCGACGAUCUACAGCACGGUUUAUUUGAAGAGCCAAUCGUUCUUCGUCGGCAGCGUGUUCCUACUCAGUGAAGCGUUUCUGCUGGUCUCGCUGGGAAUUUAUGGAAUGCUGUUCCUGAUGUCCCGACGAUCGGAAUAUGAUAAAAACAGCGCACAGUCAUCCACCAAGCAGGGGAUCGAUAAUCCUGCAGUGGAUAUUACUGCACUUUGAUGAUUUUAUCUGCAUCCCACGAAACGUCAUAGCCACCAUACCCACCACCUGAGAAGUGCUCGGGAGUCGAGUUUGAGAUGCGAUAUUUCGUUUUGCAUUAAUCGGGGCAAACCGGGGAACGGGCUGGGUGGGUUUGUGACUGUGAGCUAGUGAAAUAAGACGCCAGAGCAUUGGCAGGAAGGAUGCGACUGAUUGGACAGGAAAUUAUUAUUUUCCCUUCCAGCAUAUCGGUACGAGCAAAAAAAAAAGCAGCGUAUCGAAAUGAUAGACGAGUAUUGAUGAUUUUUCCUUUCCUUUCACCCUAUUAUCUCAUUAUUUGAUGUUGCCCACGCGAAUUUAUAAACAGAAUCAUUUUGAAAUAAUUGUUUUGGGAUGGCAUUAAGUCAACAAGAUACACAACAUUAAGCAUGUUGAUUGCUGGUGAUUGGGGGGGAGUAUCGUAAGUAUUGCGAUGGUGCACUGAAUGAUGCACUCAAAAGAAAGAAAAGAUGUAAUGCCAUUGGAAUGAUGUUUGUUUAUUGGUCGCGAAUUUCUGUGUGAUCUUAAAAACGUUUGGGGUUCAAGGUGAUGAAUAAAGUACACUAUAAGUGAUGAUUAUAGAAAGAGAUUAUGGAGUGCAA
Messenger RNA from Anopheles stephensi (Asian malaria mosquito), 2508 nucleotides. RefSeq lists its product as uncharacterized. Gene Ontology annotation, biological process: transmembrane transport. Gene Ontology annotation, cellular component: membrane. Gene Ontology annotation, molecular function: transmembrane transporter activity. Bases 317 to 1888 code for a protein of 523 amino acids. The transcript is spliced from 8 exons. NCBI's taxonomy places the organism in Eukaryota, Metazoa, Arthropoda, Insecta, Diptera, Culicidae. The record is from RefSeq and is a predicted model, not a curated record.